GGUAGAUUGCCCGUUCUGGGGCUGGCAAUCCGGGGGUGGCGUAUACUUGCGUGUACAUGGUGGUGUAAGACAUCACUGACCGAGGCGUUUCGAUGGCUGUAUGGCUGAUUGAAAUCGGUGUUCAUAUCGACUUUAUAUGAGAAAAGGGGGCGAGGAAGCAUGACUGUGUCAGGUAUAAAAGGUUGGUGAUAAUCCCCUUGAAUUGCUGAUCAUCACCACCCUAGUCAAGACACUUGGUUCUCACAGAAAAAAUGGUCUCUUUCACCUCCAUCUUCACGGCCCUCGCCGCGGCGGCAACCGUUGUUGCCAGCCCUCUUGAGCUUGCCCUUCGUGGCAUCCAGCCUGGUCAGGGCACCCACGACGGCUACUUUUACUCUUACUGGACCGACGGUCAGGGGUCUGUCGACUACAACAACGGCCCCCGCGGCUCCUACAAGGUCAGCUGGAGGAACGUUGGCAACUGGGUUGGUGGUAAGGGCUGGAACCCAGGUCCCUCUCGCACCGUCGCCUACAACGGCACCUGGAACAACUACAACGUCAACAGCUACCUCGCCCUCUACGGCUGGACUGUCAACCCCCUCGUCGAGUACUACAUUGUGGAGGCCUACGGCACCUACAACCCCUCGGCCGGCACGACCAAGUUCCGCACUCUCCAGUCCGAUGGCGGCACCUACGACGUCUAUCGCACCCGCCGUGUGAACCAGCCUUCCAUCCAGGGUACUGCUACCUUUGACCAGUACUGGUCUGUCCGCCAGGCCAAGCGCGUCGGCGGCACCAUUUCUGUGCAGAACCACUUCGACGCCUGGACUGCUUCCGGGCUGAAGCUCGGCAGCUGGAACUACAUGAUCAUGGCGACUGAAGGUUAUGGCAGCAGCGGCUCGGCUGAGAUUGAAGUGAGAGAGGUCCGCUAA
Podospora bellae-mahoneyi is the source of this 911-nucleotide messenger RNA. RefSeq lists its product as uncharacterized. Gene Ontology annotation, biological process: xylan catabolic process. The transcript is spliced from 2 exons. The record is from RefSeq and is a predicted model, not a curated record. Bases 252 to 911 code for a protein of 219 amino acids. Lineage: Eukaryota; Fungi; Ascomycota; Sordariomycetes; Sordariales; Podosporaceae. Gene Ontology annotation, molecular function: hydrolase activity, hydrolyzing O-glycosyl compounds.